AUUUUUUCCAUUUUUCUUAUUUGCAGGAUGAGAAAAACCAAGUUUUGACUACCAAUGUCUGGCUGCAGAUGUACUGGUAUGAUCAUUACUUGCGGUGGAACGAAUCGGAAUACCCGGGCGUGAAAACUCUGCGGUUCUCUGCUGACCGGAUUUGGACACCUGACAUCCUUUUGUACAACAGUGCCAAUGAAGAUUUUGACUCCACUUUCCACACUCACGUCUUGGUCAACUCCAGCGGCUACUGCCAGUGGCUGCCCCCAGGCAUCUUGAAAAGCACGUGUCGAAUCGACGUCCGUUGGUUCCCCUUUGACACCCAGAAGUGCGACCUCAAAUUCGGCUCCUGGACAUACGACGGCUGGCUGCUCGACCUGCGGAUGCUGGAGAUGGACACGUCUGGCUACGUGGCCAAUGGCGAGUGGGACCUUGUGGGUGUACCCGGCAGCCAGAACAAAGUUUUCUAUGAGUGCUGCCGGGAGCCCUACCUGGACGUCACCUUUGCAGUGACCAUGCGCCGGCGGACGCUCUAUUAUGCGCUCAACAUGCUGGUCCCUUGUCUGCUUCUCUCCGCUAUGACCUUCCUCAUGUUCCUCUUACCCGCCGAUUCCGGGGAGAAGAUUUCUCUGGGCAUCACUGUGCUCCUCUCGCUCACCGUCUUCAUGUUGCUUGUGGCUGAGGUCAUGCCGGCCACCUCGGACUCCAUUCCGCUCAUAGGGCAGUACUUUGCCAGUACCAUGGGCAUGGUGAGCCUCUCUGUGGUCGCCACAGUCUUUGUGCUUCGGUACCAUCACCACGACCCUGACGGUGGCUGCGUGCCAAGAUGGGUGCAAGUGGUGGUCUUGCGCUGGGGCGCCUGGCUGCUCCGCAUGCGCCAACCCGGGGAGGAGCUGGCGGGGCGGCCACGCUGCGCCCCCAGCCUGCUGAGCUGCAGUUCAGACAACAGCGAAGGCGGCAGCACGCCAACCCGGCAGGCCCUGCCACCUGUUCCCAUUGCCAAUGGCAAUCUUGCCUACUCGGGCGUCCUGCCAGUGCUGCUCCCAGCCAAGCCCCCGGAUGUGCCACGCCCUUUCCUUCCGUCACCACCGGCUUCUACCCCCGAAGAACUGCUUGCUGCUCCCGAAUUGGGCCACAUCUUGCAGGAGCUGCGCUAUGUGGCUCGGCAUUUCCGGUGCCGAGAUGCCGCUCAUGCCGCCUGCGGCCAGUGGAAGUUCGUGGCCGCCGUCGUGGACCGGCUCUGCCUUGUUACCUUUGGCCUCAUCCACAUCGUCUGCUCCAUUGGCAUCCUUAUGGCUGCGCCCAACUUCCCCGAGGCCAUCACGAAGGAUUUCCUGUGACGUUGGGCCAACAAAACGGCAGGUUUUGCCAAGGCCUAGCUUCCGGCUUUCUACUGUGCCCUCCCGCACCCCCCUCCAGCAACAGGCCGCUGCUGGAGUCUUCCUGUGAGGCCUAACAGGACAGGGAUCGCUGUGGACAAGCAGGCUUGCAUGCAGCAGCGUUGCCUGUACUUCAGACCCACCUAGGAAUGCUGUUUGCAAACUCUGCAUACUACUGUGGAUGACAACAUUGAUGCCCCACGCCCCAUGGCGAGUCUUUAACCCCCAAUGAGAAGGAUUUCAAAUUCCAACUCCAUCACUCUGUUGUUGGCUUUUUUUGUUUUGAGGAGGGCGGGGAAUUGCUUCCUGCUUGAGCCUUUGAGGAUUUCGUGGAGACCCUUCGCUCAGUUCAGUUGUGUGUCCUUGCAAGGUAUAUAUGCCUCCCCCUAUGGAUUGUAGCCAGAGAUUCAAGUCUUGCCUCGGCCUUGAGCAAGGUCACUCUCUUCCUCUUUGCCUCAGUUCUCCCAUGCUGUAAAAUGGGAACAUACUGAGCUUUAUCGUCUUGUCAUGAAGACAAAGGAUGCAAUAAAGUUUCUGGAAGUUGCUUUUGUAACUGAAGAGUACUUGUACAGAUGUAGAGAUGCUCUUGAGAAGUGCUUAUUUUCUGUGUGUGUUUAAACAUUUUGAUUCCCUGAAUCUGGGGCUGUUUUCUUUGUUUUGUACAGAUCUAACUCC
Rhineura floridana is the source of this 2045-nucleotide messenger RNA. RefSeq names its product neuronal acetylcholine receptor subunit alpha-7-like. Gene Ontology annotation, cellular component: synapse; neuron projection; postsynaptic membrane. Gene Ontology annotation, molecular function: acetylcholine-gated monoatomic cation-selective channel activity; transmembrane signaling receptor activity. Gene Ontology annotation, biological process: monoatomic ion transmembrane transport; regulation of membrane potential; nervous system process. Bases 69 to 1331 code for a protein of 420 amino acids. Lineage: Eukaryota; Metazoa; Chordata; Lepidosauria; Squamata; Rhineuridae. The record is from RefSeq and is a predicted model, not a curated record. The transcript has 8 exons.